This is a messenger RNA of Ostreobium quekettii, 185 nucleotides long. The record is from the annotation of a GenBank genome assembly. NCBI's taxonomy places the organism in Eukaryota, Viridiplantae, Chlorophyta, Ulvophyceae, Bryopsidales, Ostreobiaceae.
GUUUGCCGACCAAAGUGGUGGAAAUAUCUACCGACCGUGGCUACAAUGACGCAGUGACAAAAGCGGCAGAUGAGGGGAAGCUUGCAGUCAUCGACUUCACGGCGAAAUGGCAAGAUCAUGGCACCCAUUUUCGAUUCCCUCAGUGCCCAGCAUCCACAUGUUCAGUUCCUGAGAGUCGACAUUGA